Molecule: messenger RNA, 1836 nt
Organism: Micromonas commoda
Lineage: Eukaryota; Viridiplantae; Chlorophyta; Mamiellophyceae; Mamiellales; Mamiellaceae
Exons: 1
Coding region: 1-1836 (611 amino acids)
Biological process (GO): error-prone translesion synthesis; response to radiation
Cellular component (GO): replication fork; site of double-strand break; nucleus
Molecular function (GO): DNA-directed DNA polymerase activity
Source: RefSeq, a predicted model, not a curated record
AUGACGGAGGAUAACCGACCGCCGCCGGGGAGGCGCCGCGUGAUCCUACACGUCGACGCCGACGCCUUCUUCUGCCAGGUGGAGCGUCGCAGAAACCCGGCACUCGCGGGGUGCCCGGCGCUCGCGGUGCAGCAGCACCAGGACGUCAUCGCCGCGGACGCGGGUGCGAAGAAAGCGGGCGUGACCAAGCGAACGCCGCCGGCGGACGCCAGGGCGCUCCUUCGACGCGUCGGCGGCGCCUUGGUGCACGUGCACACCACGACGGGGCAGAGGGUGAGUUACAGGCCGUACCUGGCGGCGAGUCACGAGCUCCACAGCCUGCUCGCGUCCGCGGAUCUGGCGCGGGAGGUAUCGCGCGACGGAUUCAACGGCGUCGCGGUGGAGAAGGCGUCCAUCGACGAGGCCUACGUGCAGUUACCCACCGGCUCGGACCUCCGCGUCGACGGUGCGCGAUGCGCUGACGUCAUCAGGGACGUCGUGAAGGCGCGUCUGGGCAUCGUCGUGUCCGUGGGCGUCGCGCACAACAAGCUCCUCGCGAAGCUCGCCGGAGCCUCCGCCAAACCCGACGGGCGCCGCGUGAUCGUUUCCCGGGAGGACAUCGCGGACCUGCUCGCGACAACCCCCGCGCACGAGUUACCCGGCUGCGGGGGCGCGCUCGCGGCGAAGAUACGCGCGACGCUGGGUGUGACCGCCACCGUCGCCGACCUCGCGAGGCUGCCCGAGUCGGCGCUCGUGUCGGCGCUCGGCGCGAACCCGGCCACAGCUCGCCUCAUCCACGCCAGAUCCGCGGGCGAGUGCGACGAUCCCGUGCGCCGGGGGCGCGGUAUCCUGAACAAGAGCGUCGGCGUGCACACGUCGUUGACGUUGACCCCGAGGGCGAUGUACGGGGUACCGGGGUGCGGGGUAUCCGCGUCGGGUGGAAGGCCCGGGAUGUUCGAGCCGCUCAGGUGCCGGGAGACGGGACGGCUGGACUCGCUCCUCCGCGCGAUGGCGUCGGACCUGGCGGGUCGGGUGAUGGACCUCGCGCACGCGGAGAAGCGAUGGCCGAGGACGAUGACGGUGUCGCUGAUCCUGGUGCUCGGGCGGAGUGAGAACGGUGACGGUAAGGAGGUUCGGUGUUCCAAGCGCGGACCGUUCCCCGACCGCGACCCUCGCGUGUCGGAAGCGGACGGGGAGACGGAGACGGGGAAAGCCGCGCACGCGACCGCGGAGGCGCUCACGCGAAGUCUCAUCGCGAACCGCGGCGAUGCGCUCGUGGCGAAGGUGUCCAUCACCGCCGGGGAGUUUAGAGCGUCGGCGGGAGCCGGCGGAGGCGGCGGCCUCGCCUCGUUCCUCUCCGCCGCGGGGGAAGGGACCGCGCGGGAGCCGGCGCCCGUGGACGACGCCGCGGUGGACGAUGCAAACGUCGACGAGGAUGCGGAGAACGUCGACGGGGACGAAGACGAAGACGAAGACGAAGACGGUGAAUGGUACCCGUCCCCGCCGUUUUACUUUAAUCCCACCGUGGAGACGAGCUCCUCGGGCGGCGGCGGCGAUCGGGUCGAGCCGCCCGGGAUGGAUGACGGCGUUGGGGACGGGGGGAUCGCGCCGGGCGCGGCGACGGCGCGCGAACCCGUUGAAUGCGUCGGCCCGGGCGCGGACAUCGCGUCGCCCCUCUCCCCGUCGCCGUCGGUACCUCCGGAACAGCUCGACGGGAGCGAGCCGAUUGACGCGACAAGUCUUUUGCGAUGCCUGGCCGAGGGGACGGUGUCUGGCGAGGAUGCCCGGCGGGCGCUUCGCAGGAGGCACGAGCGGACCGGACGCGCGGUGCCGACAUCGUCCGCAUCGACGCCAUAG